AUGUGUAACAAUUCUAAACAAGGAGAUGAUUUGUCGGUGGCCAGCAUUCCACUCAGAUCAGGCUCGCAGAGACAAACCAAUCCACCAAGUCCAGCUUCCAGCUAUCGUUCCUGGACUAUCCCUAAGAUCACCUCAGAACUUACAGCCAGGAAAGCCGAACUGUUUAGGUUGUUAAAUAUUACUGAAGACAACGAAAGGCCAGGCCCUAGUUCUGAUUUCAAU
Molecule: messenger RNA, 222 nt
Organism: Pelobates cultripes (western spadefoot toad)
Lineage: Eukaryota; Metazoa; Chordata; Amphibia; Anura; Pelobatidae
Source: the annotation of a GenBank genome assembly